AUAAAAAGUCUCUCUGUAGGCCCUUCAGGUCCUGGAAGGGCUAUAAGGUCUCUCUGGAGCCUUCUGUUUUCCAGGGUAAAGAGCCCCAGCUCUCAGCCUGUCCUCGUAGUGGAGGUGCUCCAUCCUCUGAUCAUCUUCAUGGCCUGCAAGAUCAUCCAGUCCAAAUGUCCCCUUACCAGCAAAGUUUCCCACUGCCCACAUCCCUCAGUGCCACAUCAUCUCUGUGGAUCUUGGGUCCCUACUGGGAUGGUGACUUCCCUCCCCCCCAGGCUGCCUGUUCCAAUGCAUCACUGCUCUUUAGGAGACAUUUUUCCUAGCAUCCAACCCUGUGCUCUAGUUCCACAGGCUUUCCCUCACAGGGUAACCCAUUGCUCCACUGUCAUCAAUGGAAAUGAUGUCUAAACUGACAGGCUAAACUUGAUAGGCUGAGGGAGCUGGGCUCUUUCCGCCUGGAGGAGAGAAGCUGCAGGAUGACCUCAUUGCAGCCUUCAGGACUUAAAGGGAGCCUACAAACAGGAGGGGAGUCAGCUCUAGGAAAGGGCAGAUGACAGCAGGACGAGGGGAAAUGGUUUGAAGUUGAGGGAGGGGAGAUUGAGGUUGGAUGUCAGGGGGAAGUUCUGUGCUAUGAGAGUGGUGAGGUGCUGGAACAGCUGCCCAGAGAGGCUGUGAUGUCCCGUCCAUCCGUGGAGGUGUUGGGGGCCAGGCUGGAUGGGGCCCUGGGCAGCCUGGGCUGGCAUUAAAUGUGGAGGUUGGUGGCCCUGCACACAGCAGCAGGGGGUUGGAGCUUCGUGAUCCUUGAGGUCCCUUCCACCCCGGGCCAUUCUGUGAUGCUGUGAUAACUGAGACCUGUGCCUGUGAGGACGAGGCCGGGCGGAGCGUCCCAUCUGCACCAGCAGUGUGUGCAGCCACGGGCUCAGGAGCAGCAGGCUACUGCUGCUGGAGCUUCUGUGCUGCCCGGAGGAAAUCAGCCGCGUUGCUCCAUCUGUAUCGAAAACGUAGCUGACAGCAACAGCAGCUGAGACACCAGAAAGGUGAAGGACCCCCCUGCAUUUCGGCAGCACCCCACGCAAGAAAGGAAGCAGUGCUGUGGCGGUGGGGCCGCUGCUCGGGAAGGGAAGCGGGAACGCCGUCCGCCGUGCGCAAGGCAGGACUUUGCCCCCGUCGGCCGCCCUGCGCCUGGGGCGAUGCCGCAGCUCCGGCCGUGGGCGGGCCGCCCUGCAGGCGGGCUGCUGACGGCUGAAGAUGUCGAGCAGGUAUCACCGCGCGGCGGCCGACGGCAACCUGGAGCUGCUGAAAGAAGCCACUCGGAAAGACCUCAACGCUUCCGAUGAGGACGGGAUGACGCCCACGCUGCUGGCCGCGUACCACGGGCGCCUGGAGGCUCUGGAGGUCAUCUGCCGCAGAGGAGGCGAUCCGGACAAAUGUGACAUCUGGGGGAACACUCCGCUCCACCACGCCGCGUGCAACGGUCACAUCCACUGCGUCUCCUUUCUGGUCAACUUCGGUGCCAACAUAUUCGCUCUGGACAACGAGCUCCGCACGGCGCUGGACGUGGCUGCCAGCAGAGAUCGCCACGAGUGUGUCAGACUGCUGGACAGGGCCGCCAUGGAACAGAACGUGGCCAACCCCAGGAAGGUCUCCAAACAGAAGGCCCAGGCCCAGAGGAAUGUGGAGAAACAGAUCAAGGAGUGCGAGAAGCGGCAGGAGAAGCACCAGCACGAAAUGAACAGGAGCUAUAUGAAGGAGAAGGAGAAGGAGAAGGUUGGCUCGGUGACCUCCUCCAGAGGGACUCACUCCAGGGUGAAGCUGCCGACUCUCUUCACAUCGAAUACAGCAGCUCCUUUCUCCAAAAACCUGAAGGAUACCUUCAAACUGAAGGCAAAAAGGACGGCCGGCAGCACGAGAAGCCAGGAGCCACAAAGCAACGGCCAGGCAGACGGCAGGGACAGGGGAAGCGUGAUGCACUUGUUCGAUGAGAGGGAGGAGGAUGACUUACCCGAUGAUGACGGCCAGCUCUCCAUUUUCACACGGCCAGGUCUCGGCAAGAUUGUGUUUGGAAGGAAUUUGGCUGCAGAUAUAGAUCCCGGAACUGUGUCUUCCCAGAAAGAAGGUAUCAGCUUUAAAAUGUCCAGCGAGCUCUUCCAGAACGAAAGUGCUGAGAGCAGCAUGGAGGGCAAUGCUGGAAGUGGGGCAGAUGUCCCCUGGCAGGAGGAGGAGCUGCUCUGGGAUGACGAGGAAGCAGAGAGCACACCCCUGGAGGUGUUUCUGGCCUCACAGAUGCUGGAUGAGUUCCUACCCGUCUUCAUGAGGGAAAAAAUGGAUUUAGAUGCCCUGAUGCUGUGUUCUGAUGAAGACCUACAGAGCAUUCAGGUGGAGCUGGGGCCAAGAAAAAAAGUCCUGAGUGCUGUGAGUAAAAGGAAACAGGCAUUCCAGGAUCCCGGAAAGACUGUGGAUACCUGCUUGUAAAACAGCAUCCCCGUUGCUGAGAUCUGCUGAUCUGCACGCUGAGAUCUUUUCCUGCUUCAAAACAGCAUGCGACUCUUCUCACACCACUGCUAAUGCAAAGGGCAAAGAGCUCACGGCGAUGCAAGGAGCUCAUGGAAUGCAAAGAGCUCACGGUAACGCAGAGAUGUGCAGUCAGACCAGGGCUCCUCACUCUGGGUUGGUGGCAGAGGUGUGCAGGCUGCGGUGUGGAUUUGGGCACACUCUGCCAGUAGUUCAUGACAGUGAGAGCCAAGAGCUGUAAUCCAGGGCUCGUUCUCCUUGCUUACAUGGGCAGGGUCUUUGGGUUUACUGAACGCGCCGCCCGGCUUAACGAGCCGCUCCGUUCUUCUGCAAAACAGCACCGAGCAUUCCCAGAGCUCCAGGCUUCCAGGUUUAUCUCCGUCCCCGUGUUAGAUUGCUGCAAACUGCUCUUCUCAGUGCUGCUGCUCUGCUAGAAUAAAAUCUGCUCCUUGGCUCCGGCCGGGGCUCAUCGCCUCUGCUCGUGUCUGAAUUCAGGUAAAUAGGAGUAUCAGCCAGCUCCGCGCUGCCGCUCACGUUUUUCUGCUGCUGUUGCUGAGGAGUGCCUGAAAUCCCCGCUGAGAUCCAAGAGCGGUGAGCGGCACCUCCUCCUGCCUCGCUGUGUGCCGGCACACACGGCGUCCUAAGCGGCACCAGGAAACAAUUCCCUCUGCGGUCGCGAGGCCGACGGCUCUUUUCCGCGUUUAUUGUUCUGCGCGUCCCUGCAGGGCACGGCUGGCAGGCAGGCCGAGGAGCAGAGCCGUGCAGCCGGUGCUGAUGCUGCUCAGUGCCACCUCAGCCCGGCACGGCGGAUGCAUACACAUCCAGCUCACAGGAGCAGGCAGGCAGACGAUGAGCAGGGCUGGCGUCCCACUGACCGGUCCCAUAGCUGGAGAGGUGCAGUGCCUUUCCUUCAGAGCGCGUGGCGUUUGUGGAAAUGAAUUGCAGUUAAUCAUCUAUUUGUCACGCUCCGUUCUUUCCACAUUUUUGUCUCCUCUGAUUUACUCACCAUUGCUUUCCUUGGCUGGACUUUGUGCUGCAUUUUUUCUCUUUCCUGCUACUUGGCACGCUGUAUUUCCCUGUGCCAACUGCAGCCCCAAAGGCCGACUGCAUCCUGGGCUGCAGCAGCAGAGGGGGGAGGUGGGCAGCAAGGGGAUUGUCCCCCUCUGCUCUGCCCUCGGAGCCCCCAGCUGCAGUGCUGCGUCCAGGCCUGGGGCCUGGCAUAGCAAGGGGGGGAGCUGUUGCAGCAGGGCCAGGGCAGGCGAUGAAGAUGCUCGGAGCUUGGAGCAGCUCUGCUGUGCAGACAGGCUGAGGAGCCGGGGUGUGCAGCAUGGAGAGGAGAAGGCUGAAGGGAGACCUCAUUGCGGGCUUAAAGGGAGGACUUAAAGGGAGCUUAUGAACAGGAGGGGGACCGACCUUUUACAGCAGCAGACAGUGAGAGGAUGAGGAGAAAAGACUAAGCUACAAGAGGCGGAUGUAGGUGAGAUGCAGGGGAAAUCCUUCCCUCGGAGGGCAGCGAGGCGCUGGCACUGCUGCCUGGAGCUGUGGGUGCCCAUCCCUGGGGGCUCAGAGCCACGGCUGGACCCGACGGAGCUGGGGGCAGCUGGAAGGCGGCAGGGUGGGGCUGGGAGAUCUUCAAGGCCCUUUCCAACACAAGUCACCGUGUGAUUCUGUGGUCUCCAUUAAUUCUGUGCAGAUGGCAGACAGCACAUGAAGCCCCCAGGAGACCCUCGUCCUGCUUGAGCUGCACCUGGAGGAACCCCAGAGGCACACAGGACAGUGCCCUGCAGGCAGCUCAGAACACCCAUCUGCACUUUGCCAUUUCCUGAUGGGGGGAGAGGAAAAGAGAGCCUUUUCUUGCAGGUUGUCCUGCACAUGGAGCUCUGGGAUAAAACAGCAAUGUCAGACAACUGGGGAAAAACAGUAAGAUUCACAUUCCUUUUCCCCUACUUGUGUUUUUCCAUUUCUCCAUAGCUUUUUUUUUUUUUUUUUUUUUUUUUUUUUUAAAUAAUUUGGAACUAUUUAAUUAGGGAAUUGCAGGUGCAACUCCUCAGUAACAUUUGCAUGGUGCAUUUCAGCAGGAGAAAUGAUGUGCUUUAUGUACAGCCCUACAAUCCCACCCAAAUGCAAACUGCAGAGCCAUGAGGUCUCACAGCAGCAGAGCUGAGCACCACGAUGUCAUCUCCUUACAGACUGAUGGCUGUGCAGGGGAUGGACACAGCACUGAGCAUCCCAGCAAGCAGAUCUGCAUUCCCCCUCACUCAGUGAUCCCAUUUACCAGAACAGCAAUCGCCGCAACACCAGAAGUGCUUCCCUCCUGGUCUAAAAGAGCAAAGCCCACCCAGCUGUCCAGAACAGAAGUAACGGACACCAACACACAAGUCGAACAGGAGCUAUUUAAUUUUAACAUAGACGAGAGUUACAACAAAUCUUGAGAUUCUCAAUCGGUAAGAGAAGGAAGCAGAGCAGCGAGGCCUAAUCUUCGCUCUCUGAAGACCUGGAGAAGGCACCCAAGUGGCCCCACUGUGCUGAGCAGCCCGGCUCCCCCCCGGGGCGGUGGGAAGCCCAGUGGUUUCAGUUUGGGCUCACAGCAGCUCCCAUUGCCAACAGUCACUGUGAGCGCUGCUCUGCACCGCCAGCUUCUCUGAGGUGGCCGUAAUGGACUGGGCACCACCACCAGCAGCAUGCUGCAGCCACCCCCAGCACUGCCCUGCGCGGACCUGGGGCUCGCACAAUGCACUGCUGCGGCCCCGGCUGUCACAGCCCCCCGCAUUCCCCAGCUCUGCAGUAACAGCCUCAGCCCAGACACAUUUCUCAGCACUUCACAAAUGAUACAAAGCAAAAAGCACUAAAAACACUGGGGUGACGCUGCUGUCAUUAACACAUGCAGAGCUGGGGGGAGGAAUGUCUGUCCUCAUUUCUGCUGACAGCAGCAAAAGCAGUCCAGUCCCACCUUUACCCACACAAACACAUCCCCCUCCCUUCCCCGCCCCCCGCAUCGUGCUAAACCUCGUCCAUGUGCUAAACUGCACCCAUGCACACUGCUGCUCCCUGCCUUCCCACUGCCCUGCCUCACUGUUCUGAGCUGACACUGUCCUCAUUAACCCCUUCCACACAUACCUAUUUCCCAACCAGGUUCCCACACGCAGGGCUUCACAGCCUCCUUCCUCCCACACCCGCUCCUCCCCGGGCACAGGAGGCAGACUGGCCACAGGAAGGUGCAAGGGCAGCUGAAAUGAAGCUUCCAGACACGGGCUGCAUGCACAGCCAGGCUGCUCUCAGCCGCCACCCAGCCUUCCAUGCAGCCAUCGUGUAACGGCACAGAAUGGGAUUCCCUCCUUCUGCAGAGCAUUCCUGGCUCUGCUGCAAGGGAGGACCACAGACAUUCUGCCCCAGCACAGACCCGUGGGGAUGAGCACUGCUACCAACAGGCAACUCAGCCAGGUGGAAUCCAUUUCCCUGUGCACUCCAAGUUCCACUGGCCAAAAUCAGCCGGUGCUGUUCCAGCCACCAAGACGCUUUGAGAACAGCUUGCAUACACCAUAGGCGACUAAGGAAACCUCCCAGCAUGAGGAAACAUUAAAUCAAAGCACAUUUUCAGCACUGACAUUUCGGGCGAGUCCCUCCAACACAAAAAAGGCAAAACCACAGGCAGGAAAGCAGCAAGGGAGGGAUUCAGUACAGUUUCAGC
Lagopus muta (rock ptarmigan) is the source of this 6193-nucleotide messenger RNA. It is a transcript of the gene ANKS4B, whose product is annotated as ankyrin repeat and sterile alpha motif domain containing 4B. NCBI's taxonomy places the organism in Eukaryota, Metazoa, Chordata, Aves, Galliformes, Phasianidae. Gene Ontology annotation, biological process: brush border assembly. The record is from RefSeq and is a predicted model, not a curated record. The coding region runs from base 1243 to 2466 and encodes 407 amino acids. Gene Ontology annotation, molecular function: protein binding. The transcript has 2 exons.